Messenger RNA from Lolium perenne, 1484 nucleotides. RefSeq lists its product as uncharacterized. Gene Ontology annotation, biological process: trichome differentiation; response to gibberellin; trichome morphogenesis. Lineage: Eukaryota; Viridiplantae; Streptophyta; Magnoliopsida; Poales; Poaceae. The record is from RefSeq and is a predicted model, not a curated record. Gene Ontology annotation, molecular function: DNA-binding transcription factor activity.
AUUUACUACAACAUCACCAUGGAGGCAUGGACGAUGUAUCCUUUUCUCCUCCAAUCUAGCAGGACAUAGUACGCCCCCACCUCCUCCUAACUAACCACGCACGAUAGUAAGGUGACAAUUACCCUGCCCCAUUCAUCCAUCAGUACCUGGCCCAUUUGCCUCAGCAUGCGAAACCUAUCACUUGUAUACAUUUGGCACUCCUCCUUUGAGCGACAUGAGCACCAGACCUUCUUCUUGCCCUCUCUAUUCCCUACCAUUCUCUCUCCCUACUUAUGCUGCCCUCCUCCUUAAUUUCAUGAUAUUAAGGGGGUUCCUCUUCCUCCCAUCCCAGCAGCUACUAACUGCCGCUAGACCAUCUGAGAGACCAGUGAGACACUGGUUUUGUAAUUCGAGGGAGCUAGAGAGUCGAGGAAGUUCUGUACGUACCUUUCUCGAUCCACCUGGUUCUGGUUGCAUGGGUGGCGGCGGCAGCGAAGGCAGUGGCGGAGGCGGCGGGGCGAGUGUGCGGGAGACUCGUGACUUUGCCAAUGUUGCGUCGUUCUCGGAGUUGCCUUUCCUGCGGUCCGCCCCUCCACGCGAAAGCUCAAACUCUGGCAUCCGUCUCUUCGGCAUUGAUGUCCCGCCUGCAUCACCUGAGGGCAGAACGAAGGAAGCUGCCGCUGUAGGCGGCAGCGCCACCUCUGCUGCCGCCACACAAAGCAGCAGUGGCACUGCCAUCGCGGCUAAUGCUGCCCCCGACAGCAACCGCAAGUUUGAGUGUCACUACUGCUGCAGGCACUUCCCGACGUCGCAGGCGCUCGGGGGACACCAGAACGCGCACAAGCGCGAGAGGCAGCAUGCGAAGCGAGUGCAGAUGCAGUCAGCGAUGGCCGCCGCGGCGGCUGCUGCUGGCGGCGUGCACCACCACCACCUCCUCGGCUACCCGCAGCACCGCUUCGGGGCCACAUUGUACCCGUCGUGGCCCACGGUGAAUGGCGGCAGCAGCGCUGGCUUCUCCUAUGGGCAGCAGUUCUACAGAGGCAUCGGUUCAGUCGGCCAGCCGAUCAACGGGAACCCUCUGCCUGGGGCGCUCUGGAGGGGGCCAGUGGCUUCACAUGGGAACACGGGCAUGCCAUUGGCCGGAGAGCGGCGGCCGGUGGCGCUGUCCAUGUUUGGAGGAGACGAGCCAAGAGCUUCUGCUUCUCUUGGGGCGCCCUCCUCCUCUUCUUCGUCCUCUUUGGUGCUGUCCCCGCAAGGUCAGUUUACUUGUGAGCAGCCAGCGACCACCGCGGCACCCGAGGGUGUGAGCUUAGAUUUGCAUCUAUAAGUGCCUUCUCCGAUGUUUUCAGUGGAUUUAUUGUUACUCCAAGAACUGAUUUCCCAGCCUUCUUCUUUGCCUCAAAUUACCCUUUGCUGAAUUCAGAUCGUACCUGAGAUUGCCUUUUUCCGUGGGCACGUGUGAGAUAUAUGUCCGUUCAUGAAAGCUUCGAUCCCCUGCGUUUGCA